This is a messenger RNA of Symsagittifera roscoffensis, 6200 nucleotides long. RefSeq names its product polyamine-modulated factor 1-binding protein 1-like. The record is from RefSeq and is a predicted model, not a curated record. The coding region runs from base 33 to 5903 and encodes 1956 amino acids. Gene Ontology annotation, biological process: spermatogenesis. The transcript is spliced from 38 exons. NCBI's taxonomy places the organism in Eukaryota, Metazoa, Xenacoelomorpha, Acoela, Convolutidae.
CUUAUUAAAUAGUUGCUUAUGGUUAUGAAAUUAUGGAAAAGCAUCAUGACUUCGAUCAGAAGGAGCGAAAAAUCAAGCUCUUAGAAGAGGAACUCCUCAAUGCAAGAAAUGAAGCUUCCAAAGCAGUGGAUGAGAUUGGAAUACUUCAGAACAGAUUAAGGGAAGCCACCUCACUCAAUAAUAACAACAAAGAUCUCCUGAAGGCAGAGUUAUGCAGGAGGGACGAGACGAUGCAGAGUCUGCGAAGGGAGGUGCUGUCUUUGCAGGAACACAGGGAUGCAGCCAUGGCAGAGCUGGAGGAGCAGGAGCGACUGAUGCAUAAGCUCAAAAUCACGGCACAAGACACUACACAACAGUUGGAUUCUGUCUCUGAAAGGAACAAGGAACUAAAAAGGUCCCUGGACAAAUGCGAAUCUGCACGCCACGAUGCACAGCAAAAGGCUUCCAAGUGGGAGGAGAAGAGUGGUAUGUUGGAGCGGGAGUUGGGCCGACUGGUGCCGGAGCUGUCCAGUGUGCGGGGGGAGAAUGAGAGACUGCGGGCAAGUGUGGCCCAGCUGGAAACCAGUCAGAUGCAGUCCAGACACUCUCUCACCUCAGAGUCGCAACUGCUGCAGGAGUCUCUGACGAAGUUGCAGGCGGAACACAGCCAGUUGUUGGAAGAGUGGCGUGGCCAGAGCAAUAGACUGGCGGAGCAGCAGCAGCUCCUGGCACAGUUGAGGGCCGAGGGGGAGGCUGGGAAGAAGAGGGAGGCAGAGUGGAGUGCGAGGGGGGAGGAGUGGGGCAGGAGAGAUCAGCUGCUCACCCAACAGACUAACACACUCAAAGUGGAGAAGGAGAACUUGCUGCGUGCUCUGAGUGAGGUGGAAGGCAGGUCAACAGAACACAUGAUGAUGCAGGACCACCAGAUUUCAGUCACCCAGGCAGAGUUCGACUGUUUGAAGGGGGAGUUGGAGGAGCUGAGGGAGAAGUACGAGAGUGCCAAGUACCACUUGGCCAGUCGGGAGGAGUGUCUGGCAGGUGUGGACAGUAGUCACCAGGAGUACAUGGACGAGAUAGGGAGGAGGGAGAGGAGCAUACACAAUCUGGAACUGCAGCUCCUCUCAGCACAGGAGGACAGCAGACGCACUCAUGAUGACUUGUCGCGGAAGGAGAGUGAGUUGCGGCAGCAGGAGGCGGACUUGGAGGGGGUGAGGAGACAGUACAGACAGGCGGUGGAGGAGAACGGCAAGUUGGAGGCCAAGAUGCAGGCACUCAAGAUCACCCAGUCCAGCGACACUGCAGUGCUGAGGGAGGAGAGGGACAGGGUGGGCGAACAGGCAGACAAACUGCGCAUAGAGGCCGACGAGUGGAGAACACGAGCGAAGCGGCUGGAGGAGAAGGUGGUGAGUCUGGAGCAGAGUGUGGACCAGUGCAACUACGAGGCUGGACAGUUGAGGAGUGAGAGCACGACCAAACAGGACAGUCUGCACACUGCACACAGACAGCUGGAAGACACACGCCAACAGCUGCACAAGACAGAGGAAGAGCUGAGAAGGUGUGAGGACUCUGUGAGUCAGUUCUCGGCUGAGCUGAGGGAGGUGAAGGCCAGGUGUGCCAGUGCAGAGAACACGGUGGGGAUGCGUGAUGAGGCUGUGAGUGAUUUGAAGAGUGAGUUGGAGAGUGUGAGGGGUCAGUACAGAGAGGCCAUGGACAGACUGGGCGAGAGGGAGGACACCAUCUCCCACUGCCACAUGGACAUACACUCUCUCAAGGCAACUCUCAAAGACACCACAGCACAGGUGGAUCUGAAGAAGGGCGAGUUGAGCAGGGCGGAGAAGGAGUUGGAGAGUGUGCGGGCGAGUGUGGUGAGUGGGAAGAAACAAGCGGAGGAGGGGAUGAGGAAGAAGGAGAGCCAGUGUCAGAAGCUGAGGGAGGAUCUGCUGGAGGCACAGCAGCAGUACAGCCAGUGCUACAACGAAGUGAUCAGACAGGAGGACAUGAUCAACCAGCUGAGGAAGAAUAACAACCAGCUGCACGAGCAGACCACCAACGACGCCGAGAGGAUGCUCAACAUGGCAGAACAGGUGCAUAAACUGGAGCUGGAUCUCUCUAUGGCACUGGAGCGGUACAGGGGCACCCAGAGUGAACUUGUCCAGAGAGACCAGGCCAUCCUGCGUCUGAAGGCAGACCUGGAGGAGACGGAGCAGAGGGCGGACACACUCCAGAAAGAGGUGGAUGAGAAGGGGGAGGAGGUGUGUCGUCUGAGUGGGAAACUGAAGAGUGUGCAGAGUGAGUUGGCACAGAUGGGACAGAGGGAGGAGGAGAGUGGGAAGCAGAUGAACUCACUCCACUCACAGAUCAACACUCUCCAACAACUCAAGGAGGAGCAUGAAAGGAGUUUGGAGGAGAGCAGUAGCAGCAUUGAGGAAUUGACCAGACAGUUGAGACAGGGCAAACAGCAGCACUUGCAGGAGGAGGACAGACUCACCCGACUCCUCCAUGACACCCAGAUACAACUGGACUCCGUUGGGAAGAAGUUGGGUGAGGUGGAGGCGACGAGGGAGAAGGAGAAGAGGGAGAUGGAGGGUGUGGAGAGGGAAUUGGUGGAAGUGAAGAGACUGCAUGCAGACCAGUGCGACAUGAAUAUGAUGGCGACUGAGAAGGUGCGCAGCUGUGAGAGUGACAUCGAGUCCCUGAGACACCAGGUGAUGACUGUGGAGCAGCAGCUGGCCUCCAGCAGACACAGUGGCGAGGCACUGCAGCAGGACCUCAACGCAGUUCAGGCCAAACAUCUGGAGGCACUGAAUGCCAUCAACGAGAUGGAGAACAAGUGCAUGGGUAUGGAGCAUCGGGUGGAACAGCUGCGCGAACAGUUGGGGGAGCGUGACAAUCAGCUGGUGGAGAUGCGCAGUAAGGUGGGGGGACUGGAACACACUGUGGAGUUGAAGGAGUCGCACAUCAGGGAGAACGAGGAGCUGCUGGCCAGUCUGAAUGGGGACUUGAGACACAGCCAGAGUGAGUUGAGUGCCAGCAGAAUCAAGUGCAGCGAACUCACAGCACAGUUGGAGGAGCUCAAGGACAAGUUGACUGAGACCACACACAGUAGUCGUCGUCAUGAGGAGCGGGCGAAGCAGGUGCACGCGGAGUACAUGCAGUACCAGCAGCAGCAUCAGCACUCGGUGGGGGAGGUGGGCGAGAGAGACAGUCGCAUCUCGGAGCUGACAGACAGGGCACUCCACCUGCAGUCAGAGUGUCAGGCAAAGGACGGUGAGUUGAGUGGGAAGGAGGAGCAGGUGCGUGUGUUGAGUGUGGAGUUGGCGGCCAUCAAGGAGCAGAGGAACCAGACGAAGAGGGAGCUGCAGAAGGUGGAGAAGAGUGAGAAGCAGACCUACAAACUGUUGGAGGAGGAGAAGGCCUGCCACAAGAAGAGCAGUGGUGCGUAUGAGGCCAGAGUGGCGGAGCUGGAGAGGGAACUGGGGUCUGCACAGGAGAGCAUCCGGCAGUACAGACAGGACAUCAAGCUGCAGAAUGAGGCACUGGAGAGGGCUCAGGCCCAGAUCACAGACACCACACACAAUCUACACAGCACCACACAACAGCUGAGUGGGGAGGAGAAGCGUGUGGUGGAGCUGGAGCAGCAGGUGGCCACUCUGAGUGGCACGAACUCUCACCAGGACAACCGGAUCUCACAGCUGACGGAGGACCUGGAGAAGGCCAGAGCAGAGCUGAAGUCUCUCAAGAUGCGACUGUCGGAGAGUGGACAGGAGUUGUCGCACUGUGAGGAGAAGUUGGAGUUGGUGGAGAGGAGUCUGAACUGCACGCAGGAUGAGUUGAGUGGGAAAAGCAGUGAGUUGGAGAGGGAGAGACAGCAGACUCACAAACUCUCAGUGGAGUUGAGGAGCACGAGGGAACAGCUGGUCACUCACGAACAGGAACUGCACGACGCCAGAGCAGCCAUCGGAAGACUGCGGGAGGAGUGUGCGGGGGAGAAGGGCAAGAACCAGGAGGCUGCCGCUGAGAUCUACAGACAGAGACAACUGGGCAACAAAAUGGAGUCCCAGCUGGCAGUCAGCGCCACACAGAACGCCAACCUGGCGGACAAGAUCUCCACUUUGGAGAGUGGGGUGAAGGCACUGCAGGAGGAGUUAGGGAGGGAAAGGGAGAAGUUCCAGAAGAGCCAGGAGCAGCUGCACCAGACCAGACACCAGCUGGCCUCUGUGGAGAGGGACUAUGCUCAGAGCCAGAAGACACUGAAGGACACCCAGAACCAGUUGACGAAGGCGGAGAACUCGAUUGGUCACUUGAAAGAGGAGUUGAUGGACAGCCACAGUAGAGUGAGUGUGUUGAAGGAGACAGUGGCAGACACUCAGGCACAACUCAACACUGCCCACACACAGCUGGACAGUGGCGACAGAGACAAGCGAAAACACAUGGAAGAGGUGAACAAGUACGAGGACAUGUUGACGGAUGUGCGGAGUCGGCUGGGUGGGGCUGAGGAGGAGGUGAGGCAGUUGGGGACAGAGAACGAGGAGUACAAGGGGAAAGUGCAGCAGCUGCAGAUGGAGGUGAACACUCUGAAGGGCAACCACAAGGAGACCAUGGCACAGCUGAACGAGAAGUCAUCUCACAACUCCCAACUCAGAACAGACCUCAGCAGACUCACGCAGAACAAUGAGAACCUCACCAACGAGGUGCGGGCGAGUGAAGAGAAGUUGCGGGUGGUGAGGGGGGAGCUGAAGCAGACGCAGGAGCACUUCAGGGGGGUGCAGGACGAGUUAAGUGUGAUGCAGCACCAGUUGGAGGAGAGCAACAACCGGGUGGGGGCUGCCAAUGAGAAGCAGAGACACCUGACGGCCGAGUUGGGGGCGAGGGAGGAGGAGGUGGGGCAGUUGCGCCAUGAACUGGCCACGCUGGAGGACAAACUGAGACACAAACACGACGAGAACAACCGACUGUCGGCCGAGGUGCAGAGUUUGGAGUCGAAGCUGGAGGCGAGCAGGGGCGAGAUAGGGGCCAUGCGGAUGUCUCUGGACGAGGCCAGGGCCAACUCGGACAGACUGCACCGGGAGAGCGAACUGGUGGUGGCCAAUGUGAACAAGUGGGUUCAGGAGCAGAAACAAGCGAACGAGAAGCUGGCCAGUAAGAUUAGGGAGCAGAGUCGGGCUCUGGUGGCACUGAGUGCUGAGAAGGAGCACGUGGGCCAGCAGGCGGAGAGGUAUCAGAGGAACUACGAGGCAGCUGCCGCAGAGCUGGAAGACAGACGACUGGAACUGGCCAAAUACAAGGAGUUGCAGACACAGUCCACACAACAACAGGUGAUGUUGGAGCAGAUGAAGGUGCGUCUGGAGGACCACGAGAGUGAGCAGGCGGAGGAGCUGCAGGAGAAGACUGGGGUGAUCGAGGACCUGCACGCACGCCUGAAGAGCAACAUGUCCACCAUACAACAACUCAACCAGCAGUUAAACAGUCUGAACAAGGAGAAUCUUCGGCUGAAGAGUGGACUGGACAAGGAGUUGAGUGAGAAGCACAUGCUGCAGUACCAGCUGGAGACCAAAGCCACAGCUGUGAGUGAGCUGAGACAGCAGCUGGACCAGCUCAAACUCACACACCUCUACCCAGAGUCACAGCCACACUCACGCUCACAACACCAAAACAACAAUAGGGCAUCCAAGAACAACAACACAAAGAGUACAGUGAGUAAGGAGCUGGAGAAGGCGGGCGUGGGGGACCAGGGGGAUCUGGACAAGAGCUACUGGAUCGCCAGAGUGGGGGAGUUGUCAGUUCAGCUGCAGCAGUCGACGGAGUACUGGAAGAACAAAGUGAGAGAUGCUCAGAUGCAGGCCACAGUCCCAGACAGCCACAAGUCAGCCAACAGACAACAACAACAUCAGACACACCAUACAGGCCACCAUAAGGACUACUAGAACAGUCUUCUUCUAGUCUAUUCCCCCUCAUCACAAGAACAUCAGACAACCAACCAACAAACCAGCCAGACACCUUAGCCAACUGGACCAUAUAAAACAGCCAUCAAUCAGUCCAACACAAACUGUGACCUCAUCCUUUUUUUGUAAUUUUCUAUUCUAAUCUGCCGUCUUUCUGUAAAUUUGAAUCAAAUUCUUCGGUUUCUUCCUAUUGAUAGAUUUGUUUUGUAAAUAGACUGUAAAUUGUACAGCGCCUUUAUUGCCACAAUGUCUGAAAGAGUAAUACAUUCUUGAUAUCAA